Mytilus trossulus (common blue mussel) is the source of this 1485-nucleotide messenger RNA. RefSeq lists its product as uncharacterized. The record is from RefSeq and is a predicted model, not a curated record. NCBI's taxonomy places the organism in Eukaryota, Metazoa, Mollusca, Bivalvia, Mytilida, Mytilidae. The transcript is spliced from 4 exons. The coding region runs from base 7 to 1275 and encodes 422 amino acids.
UUGGAAAUGGCUCAUGUCGAUGUUUUCCCGUUGACGUUGUGCUUCAGUCAGUCAACAAGCUUAGAUAAGAAAACAUUAAGGUGUUAUAAUGUAACAAAUAGACUGUUUUCAAAUGUAGAAAUAGAAAAUACAGAUGCUUCUUCUUCUGUAAUUUUUUCUGAAGCUUUUCUAAAAUACACAAUUGAUAGUGAGGAUUCGAUUAAUCUAUCUUGGUUCUGGUGUGACGGCAUUGAAGAGAUUGUCGAGAAUUACUUCGGUGAAAAGAUAUCUAAUGAAUCAAGAUAUCAAGUGGUGAAACUUUUAAGACAAUGUGUACAAAAUUUUAUACAAGAUGAAUGUAACAGCAAGUAUUUAGGAAAAGUCAAAGAAGCCAAGAGUGAAGCAGAGGUUCAAGCUAUCCUUGCCCAUCACUUGUUCUCAAAACUUUCACCAACUGGAAAAUAUGUGAUAAAUGGUAGAUGUGCACCUAUUGAUUUAAAGAAAUGUCCUGCAUGUAAAGAGGACCUUGUCUCUGGGGAUACAUCUAUAGGAAAUCCAGAUUGCUGGCAUGGAUAUUCUGAUAUUCUAAUAGAUAAAAGUACUGUUAAAGUUGAUAUAGAUAAAAGUUGUGAAACAGAGGAAACUGAAGAAUAUGAAUGGCCAGAACCAGUUGCAAAGAAGCAAAGACUAUUAGAAAAGACUAAUGGGACUUGUGGAGAAGGAUCUAUUUUCACUCCAAAAGGUGAUACUUUUACCAUGUGUGAAGAUCAAUCCUUUAAAACUGAAAAAACCUUAAGACAAUCAUUUGCUCAGACUAUAACAAAUGCUUUCUAUCAAGUAAAACAGAAUCCAAAGAUUGAGAAUCUUUGUAUUCCGUCAUUUUUAGCUUCAGAUAAUAAAGUAAGGAUUAUUAUGUACAAUUGUGAACAGGACAGGCUGUAUAUAUCUGAAGAUAUGUAUCUGUUUGAUUCUUUAUGUGACCAUGGCCUGAAUGUUGGAACAAUUGUCUCCAUAUGGCUAGCAUUAAAUUUUGAAACUUUUCAAAACGAGGUUGAUGAAAAAGAUCUUACAGCUAUAGCGCUAAAGAAGUCAUCAUUUCAAGAAAAGUUACCAGAUACAGUCCUGUCAGCCUACAAACAUCAGUUGUUCAGAAUUCUGCCAACGAAAAGAAAACAAACAGAUCAACCACCUCGUACUACAAUGGGUGUAAGAGUUCUUAAAUCUAAUUAUGCCAGAAGUGUCCUAGAGAGGUUGGAAAGCUUAGACUCAAGAUUUUUUAACACACCUGACAAGUAGUCCUACAGCAUUCACUCUGAAGUAUCGGAUGACCAGGAAGAGAUUUCUGUAAAUAACGAUGAAGAAAUCGAAAGUAUCACAUAUCAGGAUGUUACCCUGCAUAUAUAUAAUAAAGGAUUGACACCAGCAACCAACCAGUAACUGACAAAGAGCUUUGGAAAAUAUACCUAUUUCAAUAUGUUCAAGCAGCACUUCAAGUGAUAUAAUGAU